AUGAACACUGAUUGUCAUUUGUAUACGUUACCACAAAUCGAAUCGGAUGAUAAUAAUGAUACAGAUUCUGAUGAUUCUGAUCUCGAAGUGAUAUCGGUGAUUGAUGAGACAGAAAAUAUUGCAAUUUCGAUCAUGCAUCAUUUUAAUCUCGAUAGUGAUGAAGACAAUGACGAUAACGAAGAAGCAUUUGAUGUUCAACAGUCGAAUUCAGUUAUGAAUUCAAAUGAUAAUGAACUUAAUGAAGGUUCAGAUGGUCUCGACCAAGAUAUUAUACCCAGUAACCAAUCACCUUUAUUCACUUCAUCAUCAACUUUAUCUAAUUCGGUGGAGGGGAGUCCACCAUGCAAACGUAAACGUCGACAGUGGUCAGUUGCAGAGAAGUUACGUGCAAUUGAUAUGCUGGAAAAACAUGGCGGUAAUAAGCAACUCACGUCAAUAAAAGAAGGCUGUUCAAGAUUUCAGUUGUCUCAAUGGGCGAAACAAAAAGGAAAUCUUAUUAAACUAUCAAGACAAAAUCAUGGACGCAAACGAAAACGUCUUCCUGGUGCCGGGCACAAGCUGCAAUACCCUGAACUUGAUAAAUUGCUUCUCGAAUGGUUUCGAGAACGUCGUACUGCUCCCAACGAUCAAUCAAAUGUAUCGACAAUGACUACAUCAAUCGUCGUUAAACGAGAAAAAGUUACAUUUAAACAAUUACAACGAAGUGGAAAACAGUUUUCUAUCGAACUCAAGUAUGAACAUCCACCAUCGACGAAGUGGUAUGGUAGAUUCAUGCGUCGUCAUCGUCUAUCGCUUCAAAAACCAAAACGACAACAGAAAUUGCCACUCAAUGAGGCUCAUCUACUCAUUAAUUCAUUCCAUACAUAUGUCAGGCGGGCUAGUACAUGGGGUCCAAAACGUGGCGCGAUGGGGGCCUUCUUACCUCGUGACGUUGUAAAUAUGGACGAAAGUCCACUAAGUUUAUUUGGUGACCAAACAAAAUUAUCGAUCAAUGAUGUAAAUACAGUAAAUGAGAUUGAAGGUCACGUAUCAGACAAACGUUUCUGUACUGUCAUACUAACAGUAUUUGCCGAAGAUAAUUCUCGUGUAGGCCCAGUAGUAUUAUUCAAAGGAAAAGGCCAGGUGAGCGACCAAGAGAAGAUACAAUAUGCAUCUAAUGUCAAAGUUUUCUUCACACCAAAAGCAUUUAAUAAUCGACCAACAAUGGAUAAGUAUAUUAGCUGGUGGCACUCAAAAGUGAAUGAUGGACAACCAAAGUUAUUUAUUACCGACUCAUCAUCUACUCACUUAAAUGAAGAGACAAUUCGUCUCAUGCGCCAAAAAAGAGUUGUUGUUGCUGUGAUUCCGAAGGGCUGCACAAUGUACAUCCAAUCAUUGGAUGUUCAUGUAUUUUCUACAUUCAAACACCAUCACUAUGAAUGUGCCGAAGAAUGGAUUGAAAAAAACGGUGGUCGAUCGAAAAUCAAAUUAACUGCAGCACAGUCACGAAUAUUGUGCACUCGACUCGUGUCAUCAGCGUGGUCUCGCACGCUCAAAAGUAUUGAUCCAAUGGCAUCAUUUCUUGAGCUAGGAUACGUCUGGAAAGAUAAUAGCCUGGUGCGACCUCCGAGUAUUCCAGGCUAUUGCUUUGAUCCGACUGAUGUUGAUUAUUCCACUAACAAAGAUCCAAAUGUAGCCGAUGAUAAACGUAUUGAAGAAGAAGCUCGUAAAGCUACUGAACAACACAAUCGAAGUCUUAUGAAGAACACACAACAAAAGACUCUGCUCGAUAUGUGGAAAAAAAACUAA
Messenger RNA from Adineta ricciae, 1788 nucleotides. Lineage: Eukaryota; Metazoa; Rotifera; Eurotatoria; Adinetida; Adinetidae. The record is from the annotation of a GenBank genome assembly.